This is a messenger RNA of Cylicocyclus nassatus, 1357 nucleotides long. The record is from the annotation of a GenBank genome assembly. NCBI's taxonomy places the organism in Eukaryota, Metazoa, Nematoda, Chromadorea, Rhabditida, Strongylidae.
AGAUGGAUUGAGGCAUGCUGAAUGUAUUGCUGUGGAUGGCAGUCCUGAAUAACGCGGUUAGUUUAUCUGCUGUCUACCGCAACGUUCCUGCUCGACGGCGUUCCAUUUAUCACCCAAGCACUGUCUCAGGACCAUGUACCUUUCCAGUCCCGUAUACAAAGGAAUUCGAUAUUUUCUGUCAACUCGAUUACCACAAGACGGCUUACAUCUGCGAUCCGGCAGGAAUCCUAUCCCGUACAGAAGUUGAGAUGUUGGACCACACGGUCCGCGAACUGAAUAUGACCUCGUGCUUUUGCUCGUCCUCUUGUGGAAGGGGACGAAAAAAGCUUGGGAUCGUGAUCGUACCAGCUGCUAGUAUAAACAGUAUAAUCGCCUGUGAUUCGUCGUUGGACUACGCACCUCCAACCUCGUUACCGGCAGCGGCUUUUCUGUUCGCUCAGUUACUGAACAGACACUGGUCCGGGCACUGUAUGGCGGAUUUGAUGAUCAUUUACAUCAGGGCGUGGAAUCCAGAUCGCGUUCGGAAACCAUUUAUCAUACCCAUUUACUCGCAUGCUCUCGAGCGGCUACAACGAUAUAGCCACCCGACCUCAGUGCCGGCAAGGGAACCAGUAUUGCUUGCAUUACAGAAUUCAAUACGGCAUGCUCAUCGACUCAUCGAAGCCGAGUGGACUGAUUUCCAGACCAAUACAUCCAUUCCCCAAUGGGCGAUGGGUCUGGCUUGCGGAAUGCUGAUUGUCGUGGUCUUAUCCGUUUAUACUGCGAAUUGCAUCACGAACAAGUUGGGAAGGCAUCCUCAGAAACAACGCUAUGCGGUGUCAGCGUUCCGAAAAAGUAGCGACCGGUUCCGGGCCGGCUUUGGUGGAGGUAUGAUGAUGAAUGCAUCAGUUCAACAAAAGCGAAGUGUGAUGAUGUUUCGAACAUUUUCAAAAACUCCCGCACGGAAUGGUACCACCAACAGACUUUGAGAGCCAUAGACGACGUGAAAUUCUCAGUAUCAUAGUAAAUAGUAGCAUAUACUGCGCUCCAUUGUUUUCAAUUAUUCAUGAGUACACUAACAAUAAUAUCAUGUCGUUCUCGUUCAUGUAGACAUUUAGUGAUAUUUGGUGCACUCUCCUCACUACAUGGGUGAUACUCCCUCUCAGAAGUAACGUUUGUGUGUAAUAUGGAAAUGGUAGUAUUCUUGAGAUUCGCUUUACUGCUUCUAGGGUUGUCGUUUGUACGAAGUUGUGUUAGUUCGGUUCAUACUAGGUCUCUCAUGCUGUUUGCUCAACGAACAAGAUGUUCGAUAUGCCACGCUGUAACAUGCGCUAUCUGUAUGGAUGUACUGCAUUCGAUGAACAAUAAAACUUAUUGU